UACCGAACCUCCCCUGCUCCCGCUCCACCGUAGCGAGGCGGCUCCGUCCUUCCGCCCCUGCGUUACCCACGGGGCUCCGCUCGGCGGCGCCUUCACCCGGAGACUUCCGGCGCCACCAUUUUGUUUUUCACCGCUCGCCAAGGGUACCCGGGUCCCGCCGGCUCCACGCCUCCUGUCAGGAUGUUUCCUGUGGCCAGGGCCGCUCUCAACCUCGCCGCUCGUGGCAUUCAGCACACUGCAGUAAGACAAGCUCAUCGUAAAGCUGAGCCCAACUUCCAUGAUAAAUAUGGAAACCUGGUUCUCCUUGGUGGAGCUGCAGUUUUUACUACAGUCUGGUCAUAUGCGUUAACACAAAUUGGGAUUGAGUGGGGCUUUUCACCUGUUGGCAGAGUCACUCCCAAACAGUGGAGGGAGUGAGGGCCUUUGCUUGCCGUGAACUGGUGUAAACUUUCACUGAAAAAAAAUUUAUUGUGAAAUGGCAUUUGUUCUCUGAUCACCACUUGUGCAGUGGCAUUCCUGGUCUUAAUAAAUAUGCCCAGAAACCUGGCUGCUCA
This is a messenger RNA of Calypte anna (Anna's hummingbird), 554 nucleotides long. RefSeq names its product cytochrome c oxidase subunit 7B, mitochondrial. The transcript is spliced from 3 exons. The record is from RefSeq and is a predicted model, not a curated record. Gene Ontology annotation, biological process: mitochondrial electron transport, cytochrome c to oxygen. Bases 181 to 417 code for a protein of 78 amino acids. NCBI's taxonomy places the organism in Eukaryota, Metazoa, Chordata, Aves, Apodiformes, Trochilidae.